CUGUAAUCCUUACCAUAUGAUAUUAUCUAUGAGUCUAUAAAUUAUAUUUUGUAUUUACUUUCAUUUUUUUAUCAUCUAAUUUCUACUCAAUACUCAUUAAUAAACCAACUGCUAUUUGUCAGUACGCCAAGAAUAAUUAAGUGUAAUAUUGACGUGGUCACGUUUAAUUUUCGAUAGAUAACAGCUUAAUUUAAGUCUAACAUUCAUAUUGUAUAUUGCCUAUCGGCUAUCACUAAUAUUUUUUAGUGUACUCUCAUGAUUAAGUAAUAAUAAUUAAAAUAAUUGUCACAAUACUACAAUAGAUAACUAGAUAUAACUUAUUAGUUAUUACCUACGCGUUUUAAUUGAUUUAAAAUUUCGAAUUAAUACAAUAUUAUGGCUUUUACUCCGGGAUCUGCCGUUUCUCCGUCUGCCGAUAUUGAAUUAUCUUUGGCAUGCAGGGGGCUAUCUGGUACAGAUGUUAUGUCAAAAUCCGACCCAAUGUGUGUAACAUAUGUACAACCAUUUGGCCAAAAUAAAUGGGUAGAGUUUCACCGAACUGAAACUGUUAAAAACAAUCAGGAUCCAAAUUUUGUUUCCAAAGUAUUGAUAAGCUACAGAUUUGAAGAAAAACAGCCUAUGUUGUUUGAAGUGUAUGAUACUGAUUCAAAAGAUAAAGAUUUAUCAGCACAUGAUUUUCUUGGAACUAUUACAAUUCCUUUAGGACAACUUGUUGCUAACAAACGUAACAAGUUACAACUAACAGAUCGUAAUGGGAAAUUAAAAAGUAGCUAUUUAGUUAUAACAGCAGAAGAAUUGGGAAUGGAUAGAGAUGAAGUAAUAUUAGAAAUGAGUGGGUUCAAAUUGGACAAAAAAGAUUUUUUUGGUAAAUCUGAUCCAUUUUUAGAAAUUUAUAAACUUACAGACACUGGCAAUUACACAUUAGUUUAUAAAACUGAUGUUAUUAAGGAUACAUUAACUCCUCGUUGGAAGAAGUUUACUAUUCCUGUCCGGACAUUUUGUAAUGGGGAUUAUGAACGUGAUUUAAAAAUUAUUUGUUUUGAUUGGAAUUCAAGUGGUGAUCAUAGUCUUAUUGGUGAAUUUCAUACCACUCUAAAAGGUCUCUCAAAUCCUAAUGCUACUUUUAAAUGCAUUAAUGGGAAGAAAAAAGUAGAAAAAAAAAAAGAUUACAAAGAUUCUGGAGAAAUACGUGUGGAAUACAUAAAAAUACAAUCAACUUAUACAUUCUUAGAUUAUGUCCAAGGAGGAACAGAGAUAUUUUGUACAGUAGCUGUUGAUUUUACUGCCUCGAAUGGUAAUCCAUCAAAACCAUCAUCUUUGCAUUUCAUAAAUAAUGCAAGUAUGAAUAGUUAUGAACAAGCUAUGUGGAGUGUUGUAUCUAUAAUUGAAGACUAUGAUUCUGAUAAACAAUUCCCUGUGUUGGGGUUUGGAGCUAAAAUUCCACCUAAUGGACAAGUGUCACAUGAAUUUUUUGUUAAUAUGAAUCCUCAAAAUCCCCAUUGUUUUGGAGUAAGAGGUGUGUUAGAUGCAUAUCGUCAUUGUAUUAAUCAAGUUCAGUUAUAUGGACCUACAAAUUUUGCGCCAGUAAUCAAUCAUGUAGCUAAAAUAGCUCAAAAUAACAGAGAUGGAAGUGGUUAUUUUAUUUUACUUAUACUGACUGACGGAGUUAUUACUGACAUGCCAGAUACCAUUCAGGCUAUUAUUACAGCAUCUUCAUUACCAGUUUCUAUAAUUAUUGUGGGUAUUGGUAAUGCAGAAUUUGAUGCAAUGGAAGAAUUGGACGCUGAUAAAGGAGGCUUAAAAAUUAAUGGGGUGAAAGCAGCAAGGGACAUUGUACAGUUUGUUGCGUUCAAUAGUUAUCAUAAUCUUGACCCUAGUGUUGCUAAUUUACAUUUAGCAAAAGAUGUAUUGGCCGAAGUACCUAAACAAUUUAUGGACUAUAUGAAGAUUAAUGGCAUUGUGCCUAAAAGGAGAGCAUCUCAAACCACAACACCAGAGAUUGAGGAUUUAAAAAUUCAAUGAACUAAUUAAUUGUAAACAGCUUUAAAUCAAAUUUUCUUUUUUCUAAAUCUAUUGGUGCUAUGUAUUUUAUUUCUGUUACAAUGUGUACUAUAAUUACGCAAUACUAUUUAUUUCAUUUAAUUAAAGUACCUAUAUGGACCUUUCA
Messenger RNA from Myzus persicae (green peach aphid), 2167 nucleotides. RefSeq names its product copine-8-like. Gene Ontology annotation, molecular function: calcium-dependent phospholipid binding. The coding region runs from base 376 to 2022 and encodes 548 amino acids. NCBI's taxonomy places the organism in Eukaryota, Metazoa, Arthropoda, Insecta, Hemiptera, Aphididae. The transcript is spliced from 8 exons. Gene Ontology annotation, cellular component: plasma membrane. Gene Ontology annotation, biological process: cellular response to calcium ion. The record is from RefSeq and is a predicted model, not a curated record.